GCUUGCUAGUGGACGUGGCAAUGACGUCUCGCGCCGGAAGCGGUUGGGACUGAAACUCCAUCCUCAGUUGUAACAUCGGCAAUCCGGGAGCGCGACAAACGGACAUAUUAACCGGAUAACAAUGAGUCGUGGGGUCAUUCAAGAGUGCUGUCCUCCAGCAAGUUCAUAGAGUCUGACUGUACUGUCUGUCCCUUGGCCAACUGAAACUCACCAAGGCAGAGGGGUUCAUUUAGGACUCAUCUUUGUUGUAGUUACCUUCCUACCUAUCCACCCAUUGACCUUGUUGUAGUGUCUUCAGCAUCAUGACGUGUAGAGACCGCACACUUGAGUUUCAGUCCGCUUGUAAGUCGCUGCAAGGAAGACAGGUACAGAAUGGUACGCAGACAAAGCCUGUGCUUAAUGCUCUUAAGCAACGAAGUGAUUUUACACUUACAGCCAAGAGAAUUGGGAAAGACUUGAGUAACACUUUCACCAAAUUGGAAAAGCUAACAAUCUUGGCCAAAAGGAAGUCUCUGUUUGAUGAUAAAUCUGUGGAGAUUGAAGAGUUGACCUACAUAAUUAAGCAGGACAUCAACAAUUUGAAUAAACAGAUAGCACAGCUCCAAGAUCUGGUACGUUCCUGCAGCGGACAGAACGGACGCCACAUCCAGACACAUUCCAACACGAUUGUCGUCUCCCUCCAGUCAAAGCUGGCCUCUAUGUCCAAUGAUUUCAAGUCAGUGUUGGAAGUGAGAACAGAGAAUCUAAAGCAACAGCGUAGCAGAAGAGAACAGUUUUCUCAGGCACCAGUAUCCGCCUCCCCUCUUCUUGCAAACAACUUCAGUAGCUCAGUAUUAAUGCAGGAUGAAUCUCGAAGCCUGGGCGCUGACGUCGCAAUUGACAUGGACUCGACAGCCAAUCCUCUCCAACUGCAGCUUAUUGAUGAACAGGACUCAUACAUCCAGAGUCGAGCAGAUACCAUGCAGAACAUUGAGAGCACCAUCGUAGAGUUGGGCUCCAUCUUCCAACAGCUGGCACACAUGGUCAAAGAACAGGAGGAGACCAUACAGAGGAUUGAUUCUAACGUGGAGGACACUCAAUUAAAUGUGGAAAUGGCCCACACUGAGAUUCUCAAAUACUUUCAGUCCGUCUCCUCUAAUCGCUGGCUCAUGAUCAAGAUAUUCCUCGUACUUGUUGUUUUCUUCAUCAUUUUCGUGGUCUUCCUCGCAUGAGAUGGAAAGACCAUGAAGAAGGAAGGUGGAAUGAAGAAGGGAAAGGAGUGGAAUGUAAUGAGCAUCAGUGGACUAUAAUGGGCGAAGUGCAACAAGAAUAACUGGACAAUAAUAGAUCUACCUAAUGGGGACAUUGUUGGAUAAAUGGUAAAUGGCCGGUAUUGGUUAAACUUGUACAAACUUUGAGCAGUUAGUCUCCCCUUCUGGAAAGACCAUUGUGAAGGUUGAAGUAAGACAUCCUGUUCUACUCUACUACAGUGGGAGUAUGGAGUACUGCAGUCACAUUUGACACUUUUUUUCUCUUUAUCAUAUUAAAAUCGAGCCUUCACUUUUCAAAUAUAUUUUAAAAAGAGGGCUUAUUUUUGAAUGGUUUGAUUCUGCAAACUGGUUUAGUUUUGGUUUCUUCUGACAGUGUUAUCAGUAAUCCAUGAUAACACGAAUGAUGUAAAAGGCUUUCCUUUUACUAUAAAAUAAUGUGACCGUCUGUACAGUUCUCAUUGUUAGAAGCUUUCCACCUUAAAUUAAUUCAUGUACAUCAUUCUGACUCCUGUUUGUAUGAAGGAGAAUAAGUUUGAUAACGAUUUAAAAACUAUAUAAUAGCCUCCUAAUGGCUUUUUACUGUAAAUUGAUCAGAGUUGCUUAUUUUCUUUGUUUUAUUUUUGCCAAAUGGAGAUAGUUGAAUGCUAAGAGGAAUACCCUGAGUCUCAUGAUUUUACACUGUGAUUAGUGUAAAUGAAGACCUUUUUGAUGCAGUGUUGACCAUUCAGAAUACGUCCAAAUACAAUGGCCUUUGAGUCAAAAUUAGUCAAAAUGUCCACUGUGAGAAAACUAUUUAAGCCUUUGUACAGGCUAAGUUGGACUGUCUCUUUUAAACUAGCCACUAUGUAGUUCUCUACUACUCAGGCUUAGGCGAUGAAUGCUAGAGGAAAAAGAGAUAAUGGUUAAUUUUACCAGCUAACUCAAAGUCUCUUGUUGGUUCGUCGUUUAUCAGGCCAUUUAUUUCUCGUUUUCUGAUUGACUAUUCAAACUACAUGCACCAAUGUACAGUGUAUUAUUUAAUGAGCACUUUUUUAUCAAAACUUACUUUUCCUCGCUUUUAUAGCUGAAUGCCUUGCCUUGUGUAAAAACUGAACAUAGUAACUGAUGUCUGGAAAGGAAGUGCAUAUUAAAAUGUCUACAAAAGUAAAA
Messenger RNA from Astyanax mexicanus (Mexican tetra), 2399 nucleotides. It is a transcript of the gene stx5a, whose product is annotated as syntaxin 5A. The record is from RefSeq and is a predicted model, not a curated record. Bases 303 to 1211 code for a protein of 302 amino acids. Lineage: Eukaryota; Metazoa; Chordata; Actinopteri; Characiformes; Acestrorhamphidae. Gene Ontology annotation, biological process: vesicle fusion; endoplasmic reticulum to Golgi vesicle-mediated transport; intracellular protein transport. Gene Ontology annotation, molecular function: SNAP receptor activity; SNARE binding. The transcript has 11 exons. Gene Ontology annotation, cellular component: endomembrane system; Golgi membrane; SNARE complex.